This is a messenger RNA of Drosophila guanche, 1327 nucleotides long. It is a transcript of the gene Cks30A, whose product is annotated as cyclin-dependent kinases regulatory subunit. Bases 356 to 583 code for a protein of 75 amino acids. The transcript has 2 exons. The record is from RefSeq and is a predicted model, not a curated record. NCBI's taxonomy places the organism in Eukaryota, Metazoa, Arthropoda, Insecta, Diptera, Drosophilidae. Gene Ontology annotation, biological process: regulation of mitotic cell cycle. Gene Ontology annotation, cellular component: SCF ubiquitin ligase complex; cyclin-dependent protein kinase holoenzyme complex. Gene Ontology annotation, molecular function: protein kinase binding; histone binding; cyclin-dependent protein serine/threonine kinase activator activity.
UGUUUAUCAUCGCUAAUGCCGAGCGCGUCUCUUUUUUCUGAUUUAAAAUAAUUGAAAACGUCAAUUUUGCUUUGCUAUCCAAAUAAAAUUGUGAUAAAACAAUUGAGGUACAUUCCAAAUAAGCGUAAAAACGCAGAAAACAUACAAAGAAAUAGUCACACCAAAGCGAAAGAGCCACCGAUUGAGUGGCCGCUUUCACCCCGGGCUCAAGAAGACGCCGCAGAAGAGCGGAAAAAAUUCGCACAUCGCAUCCCUUGCCGUGCCGCAUAUCAGCAGAAGCAACAGCAUUCCCGCAUUCCAGCACACAUCCAAAUCAAGGUCAAGUGCGCGUCUCAGGAGGAACACAAUCGGAAAAAUGAGCAAAGAUAUUUACUAUUCGGAUAAAUAUUACGAUGAGAAAUUCGAGUAUAGACAUGUGGUCUUGCCCAAGGAGCUGGUUAAGCUGGUGCCCAAAACCCAUCUGAUGACGGAGACCGAGUGGCGAUCGAUUGGUGUGCAGCAGUCGCGUGGUUGGAUCCAUUAUAUGAUCCACAAGCCAGAGCCACAUAUCCUGCUCUUUCGACGCCCCAAAAUGGAGGAUUAAACGGAGUAAAAUACGCACACCAACUCACACGUAUACAACAGUCGGCAGCGUUUUGGCAGGAGGCAGCUCACACACUCAAACGCAUACACUCUUAUACAACGUCCGGCAGCUGCUGCUAUUGUGCGUGUAUUGGUGGUGUUGGUGGUGGCUGUGGAACCAACUGUUGCGAUCGUCCUACUGUCAGCGCUACACUACCCUACACUUUCCUCCCGUUUAAUUCUUUGAACAAAUAUUUAUGCUCCUCUCUGUAAGUCCCACUACCUGCGCGUACUCCUACUACCCCAUAGAUGCGUACACCCCAAGUGGCCAUAUUUUCAUCAAGUGAAUACUUCUUUGUUCAAUUCGAGCGAGCAGUUUUAACUACUCUAGAGAGCUAUUUUUAAUCACAAUGUUAGCCUCCGUCCUUCCAUCGAUGAAGUGACCAUUUUUAUCACCUACUUGCCAUUGGGCAGGUCUGUUGCCUUCAGUUUAAUAUCAUUUUAUUUUGGGGAGAGGUAAAGUAAAACACUAGACAUGGGUUUCCACAUUCCUCUCUCUAUAUUUUGCCAUUAUGCGUUGUACUUUGUUUGCCAUUUUGCAGUACAAGCAGGUACAGUUUCCGUCGGAUACGAAAAGCCACUUUGCUCACAUUUAAUCUUAAAAGAAUAAAAAUCUGAUUUGUGAUCUUGAAAUUUUUUGUAUAUCAAUAAUCUAUAAUACAUAAUAAUAUGUUUACACAUAAUACUUAUAAAAAAAACUUGUAAU